Messenger RNA from Aspergillus bombycis, 870 nucleotides. RefSeq names its product putative peroxisomal membrane protein Pmp47 (gene pmp47). Lineage: Eukaryota; Fungi; Ascomycota; Eurotiomycetes; Eurotiales; Aspergillaceae. Gene Ontology annotation, molecular function: coenzyme A transmembrane transporter activity; AMP transmembrane transporter activity; ADP transmembrane transporter activity. The transcript has 2 exons. Gene Ontology annotation, cellular component: peroxisomal membrane. Bases 1 to 870 code for a protein of 289 amino acids. The record is from RefSeq and is a predicted model, not a curated record.
AUGUCUCAAGCAAAGAUCGAAGAACACAAGAGGGCUGUUACAGCGACUGCAGCCCAGCAAAGUGACAAUAUAGCGCAUGCAUUAGCUGGCGCUGGUGGUGGAAUCCUCUCCAUGAUCUUGACCUACCCCUUAAUCACACUUUCAACAAGGGCGCAAGUUGAAUCUAAACGUGCUCAUUCAACGACGACUGAUGCCAUCCGCCGUAUCGUUCAACGGGAAGGGGUUAGUGGACUGUAUUCAGGUCUUGAGUCAGCGCUUUUUGGCAUCAGCGUAACCAACUUUGUCUAUUAUUACUGGUAUGAAUGGACCCGCUCGGCCUUCGAGAAGGCUGCUGCAAAGGCUGCUCGAGCCUCAACAAAGCUUACAACCGCGGAAUCCAUGAUUGCUGGGGCCAUUGCCGGAAGUGCAACAGUACUGCUCACUAACCCUAUCUGGGUUGUGAAUACCCGGAUGACAGCACGAAAAUCCGAGUCAGACGAACCGGCAUUGCCGGGUGCUGCCAAAAAAACAAAGGCCUCGACGAUCAGCACUCUCCUGGACCUGCUCCGGCAGGAGGGUCCCAAGGCCCUUUUUGCCGGCGUCCUGCCGGCUCUCGUCUUGGUGAUUAACCCCAUCUUACAAUAUACCAUCUUUGAGCAGUUAAAGAACGUAGUGGAACGCCGUAGGCGCAUGACGCCGAAAGAUGCGUUCUACCUUGGUGCUCUAGGCAAGAUCUUGGCCACGUCCAUCACAUACCCCUAUAUAACGGUCAAAAGUCGGAUGCAUGUUGCUAGCAAGGACGGCCCGAAGGAAACUUUGAACGGCAGCUUGAAGAGAAUCAUCAAGGAGGAGGGAUAUGUGGGACUGUAUAAAGGCAAGUUGCGACCUUAA